Messenger RNA from Colletotrichum karsti, 477 nucleotides. RefSeq lists its product as uncharacterized. NCBI's taxonomy places the organism in Eukaryota, Fungi, Ascomycota, Sordariomycetes, Glomerellales, Glomerellaceae. The coding region runs from base 1 to 477 and encodes 158 amino acids. The transcript has 2 exons. The record is from RefSeq and is a predicted model, not a curated record.
AUGGCCUGGAUAUCGUAUACCUCCGGCGUUGUCGCCGUCGUUACUUUCCCCCUUCGUCUGGUGUGGAAGCCUGUGGCUCUCUUCAUCAACUCGAUGCUCAUCCUGAUAUCUCCAUUGAUCCUCAUGGGGUCAUUCAUCAUCGGAUGGUGUCAAGGAGUACUUGACUUUAUAGCAAGCCUUCAGCUGGCCUGCGGCGCCUGCAUCGGCAUCGUGACCGGUUUGACCAUGUCAUGCACGUCCCAAAUCAUCACCACAGUCCUCGGUAUGCAUGACAGAGGCUAUCAAGGUCCGCCAUCGACACCUGCUCCUUCGACUCCUUCGUCAGAACGACCAGGGACGGGCAAGACUGAGGACUCCUCGUCUUACGAGACCGACUGGCAGCUGCUUAACAAGCCGCCUCCGAAGCGGCGUAGGACGAGACCCGGGCUGUGGUCUCAAACUAUUCACGAGGAGGACGAUGAUGAUUCCGAAAUUUGA